Molecule: messenger RNA, 2097 nt
Organism: Chlamydomonas reinhardtii
Lineage: Eukaryota; Viridiplantae; Chlorophyta; Chlorophyceae; Chlamydomonadales; Chlamydomonadaceae
Exons: 14
Coding region: 518-1642 (374 amino acids)
Source: RefSeq, a predicted model, not a curated record
CAAAGUACCAUUUUUCAUGAGAUGCACAUUUCAAUGCAUGGAAUUUUGAGCGCACGCGUUUCUUGUUCAGCGAGCGACAUCAAGGUCACGACCAUCAAUCUCAAGUGAUUUCAUGUUUGGCCACCAGAAAGGGUAGAAAACUUCCAAACAUUCGUCGCCAACAUUAGUUGGGCCCAGGCGGGGGCAGUGCGCAAAGCUGCGCGCAAAAUGAGUUGCGGUCUGACCUGAGAACUAUGCAAAUUACUCAAACCUGCAAAAUAUGUAGUUGUGUUACCAAUGCUCUAUAACCAUGUAUGAGCUGGCAUCCGCGCGCUAGCUUCUGCGAUUGAUGGCGCCAGCCCGGCUGGAGAACCUGCUCUGCCUACUGGCCGUGGCUUUGAGCCUAUCGCUUCUGGUCGUUGCAAAUGGCCCGGCCGGCUUUACCCCACACUUCGACUACCUGGAGGCUCCAGUUGGCCACCUCAAGCCAACGGAGCACGAAUGGGCGCAACACCUGAGGGAAAACCUAGACGUAGACAUGGCGUAUUGGCGACAGCGGGGCCGGCUCAAAGCCAACGCCACAAUAGAACUGUACUACGACAUUAUGAAACGGCACUUCCUGCCUGCCGUAUUCAAGGUGGUGCUCAUCUAUAAGAACCAGAUCUACUUCCCACUGCGAGAUGACCCGCACGAGCGGGUGCCGCCACAGCCUUCGGCACCACAGAUGGAUGCUUUCUUUAGGCAGCUACAGCCGCUCCUGGACCGCGGAGAGAUCAGAAUGCCGGAUGUGCUGUUCACAUACAACGUGGAGGACAAUCAGCCGCGCUGGUGUGGUCCCGACAAGAACUGCACAGCGCCGCUCCUCAGCAUCAUCAAGACGGCGGACGGGGCGGCGGGCAGCGACACGGAUAUCCUCAUCCCGCAGUUCCUGUUCCUCGCCAAGUCCACGUACCACUACCCCUGGCACCUGAAGAAGGACGUCGCUUUCUUCAGAGGGACACCCUUCUGCAGCAACUGGUGGGCCGCCAAGUUUGAGCCCAAGUGCACAGCUCCCUGCACCAGGGCUUGGUUGUCGUUCCUCUCAAUGCAGGAUGAGGAGCAGGGCCGGGGUCAGUCGGUGCUGGAUGUGGCGUUGGUGGAACCAUACCUCGGCAGCAGCUCGUGCAUCUCCAAAAAGCCGCCAGUCAGGAAGGGCAUGCCCCUCGCCAACCACACGUACUUCAAGUACCUGCUGCACCUGGAGGGACACACCACCAGCUUCCGAUUGGGCAUGCUGUUCCACACCAACUCGCUGGUGCUUUACCAAAACCAGCCCUUCCUGGGCCACUACACACGGUCCUUGAGACCCAAUGUGCACUACGUGCCGUUUUGGAACACGACCUCACGAGGGAUGGGCAUGGAGGACAUCUACGACGUAAUGCAGGCGGUGAGACACAAGGACUCUGUCUACCCGCAAGAAAUCCAGCGGAUCAUCAGAGAUGCGCAACAGUUUGCAGUUAAGUACCUGAGCCUGUCGUCUCGCGCCCGCUACCUGCGCGACGCGCUCCAGUCCUACAAGUCGCUGUUUGAGGACAUGGACCCCUUCAUUGAGCAGCUGGUGGCGCGCAUGCGGGAGCGGGGGUUCAGGAUUCCGCACUACCAGGGGGUAGCGAGCGGACGGUGAGUGUCAGUGCGCGGCAAUGCGUCUUGGGAUCAGGCGGGGGCUGGCGCUGAGCCGCCAUGCAUGCGCAAGGGCUUCCUAAGGUGUAAUCGCAUGCGGAGUAUCAUUUGGCGGCGACUGCGUUGAGUAACCGUAUCAGGCCAGGGCGGCAGGAGUGGGGCAAGCACGGGGUGAUCGUGUAAAGUGCAUAGUACAUGAUAUUAUGGUGCAUUGAUGGUGGCCGUUGAUUCAAGGCCUCACUGAUUUGGGUGGUAUCGAAGGGGAGUAGGGGAGAGGCGGGAGGCCGUGAGCGACGAUGGUCUGGACGAUGCCUGUCAAGUCAAAGCCCGUUGUCGCAGGUCAGCCGUGCCGAGCAUGGAUUCCGCCUUCAGCUGCCCCAUACUUUACAGUGAACUACACGUCGCGCCGGAACCGAGCUGGGUCCACGACUUGCGGCAUGCGAGGGGGAACUUUAGAUU